Phymastichus coffea is the source of this 2270-nucleotide messenger RNA. Its product is annotated as serine/threonine-protein phosphatase 6 regulatory ankyrin repeat subunit A-like. Bases 185 to 2263 code for a protein of 692 amino acids. Gene Ontology annotation, molecular function: protein binding. Lineage: Eukaryota; Metazoa; Arthropoda; Insecta; Hymenoptera; Eulophidae. The record is from RefSeq and is a predicted model, not a curated record. The transcript is spliced from 5 exons.
CGUCGCCGAACGCAAGUUACGGCUUGCGCGAUUACUGGCGGAGGAGCACGAGUGCCGAAUCAGCACAAGUGCCGCUGGAGAAGCCACUCGGCGUCGGCCGCGUGACGCGACCCAAGCGCAUUUGCGCUCUCUCGCCGGCGGACGCGCAAACGGCUGGCUUACGUGUCCCACGGUCGCGUCUGAGAUGCCGCGCCGAGAGAUGGCCGCGGCCGGCAGGGACAGCGCCGAAGUGCCGCGCGACGCCAUCCACGCGGCCGUCGCCGACGGGAAUGCGGAUCUCGUCGAGGAGCUUCUCGGCAGUGGGAUAUCCCCAAAUCUGCAGAACCGCCAAGGGGACACGCCGCUGCACGUGGCAAGUCGCUCCGGCGACUCGAUGAAAAUCGACUCGACCGUCAGAUUGGCGAUGCUAAAGCUCCUGUGGGAAGGCGGCGCGGCGAUGAACGCCAGGGGGCCGCGCAAGGAAACUGCACUGCACGUGGCCGUCAAGUCGCAGCUGGUCGACGUCGUUGACUUUCUACUGAGGAGCGGCGCCGUGGCCAACUGUCGCGACCGCGACGAGAGGACGCCUCUGCACCUGUGCGCCUCGGCGAGUGACGAUUCCGAGGCGAAUCGCAGGAUCGUCGAUCUGCUGCUGCGGCACGGCGGCAACUUUCACGCGCAGGACUGUCGGUGGAAGGACCCGCUGGUCGAGGCCGUUUGCAGCGGAAACGCGAGCGUCGCCGAGCUUUUGCUGAGGGCCGGGGCUCGAGUCGACCACGUGAACCGCUUGGGCCUGAGCGCGAUAUUCUACGCCUGCGAGACCCAAAGCGUAACGAUGGUCGAGCUGCUGCUGCUCGGACACCGGGCGAGCGUCGGCAUCCGCGACCGUCGCAAGAGGUCGACCGCGCUGCACUUCGCGGCUGGCAGCGGGCGCUACUACACGUUCGGCGACGACUCUGCCAAUCGUUCCGACGCGAUAGCAAAGCUGCUGCUCGACGCCGGGGCUCGGGUCGACGCCGCCGACGUGGACAAGUCGACGGCGCUGCACAUCGCGGUCGACACCAAGGACCGAGCGCUCGUCGAGGUUCUGCUGGACGCCGGUGCCGACGUCGACGCCAAGGACGACUAUGGCAACACGCCGCUUCACGUUCUGCUGUUCACCGCGCAAGAGCACAACUGCAACGAGGCGAGACUGGAGAGAAUCGCGAAAUUACUGGUCGACAAGGGUGCCAACGUGAACGAGCGCAACAACAAUCUCGAGACUCCUUUUCAUUACGCCGUGUGGCGGGGAAAUCCUACGAUAGCGUCGAGCUUCCUGAAGAACGGCGCGAACGUAGGAGUCCUCUGGCACGCGCAGAAGGCCAGCUUCAAGUUUCUCCACGAGACACCGGCCUGCAACACUCCUGAAAAGUGCGGCGACAACGUCGACGAAGCUUUCACUCCGUUGAACGUCGCUGUCAAGCUCGGGCACGUCAAGUUGGUCAAUUUGCUGUUGGAUCGCGGAGACGUCGACGUCGAGACUAGCAAUGUUACCGAUAGUCAUGCCGUUACUAAGACGUCUUUGUAUUUUGCCACUAAGAAUGGACAUUACGAGGUGGUUAAGUUACUCCUGGACGCCGGUUGUUUGAUUAACAGAUUUGUGUUACAUGACACGACAGUACUUCACGUGGCUGUGUCCCAAGGAAACGCUGCUUUAGUUUAUCUGCUGCUCGAGUAUAACGUGAAUUUCCAAGUCAAGGACUUUUCCGGUAGAACCGCGCUCGGUUGUGCAGUCGAGUACGAACGCGAAUCGCUGGAGAAAAUUGCGAAAAUCCUGGUAAUGCAUUACGCCAAGCUAGAAUUCCGGAACGGCAGCGUGAGCGGAGAUGAUCGCAAAGCUGUGGCGUUGAAAAGGAAAUUGCGCGAGUACAAGCUCGAUUGUGAGAAUGAAUUGGCGAGGAUGAAGGAGGAAAUCGUCUGCGAUAACAUUUCGAUGCAUACAAUUUUGAGCAAGAGCGUCGAUUCUUUGGCGUUGUGUUUGGGCAAUGAGAGCAUUGUCGAGUGUUUUGUUGGCGCUAACGUCGAAGACAGAUACCCGAUUUAUUGCGACAUGCUGAGGAUUCAUUUUGACCUGGCGUUGGAACGACGACAACUGUUGGACGUCGCGAAAAUAACGUUGCACUCGCUUUUCCGAAAAGUUAUCGAGAGCUUGGGAUACGAGCGUGUACCCGACGUGAUUAUACAGCGUUUGUUGGAAAUGUGCAAUGUCAGAGACUUACAAAAAAUUGGUUUGAUAUUGGGUUGAGAGAAAA